This is a messenger RNA of Pygocentrus nattereri (red-bellied piranha), 3530 nucleotides long. RefSeq names its product solute carrier family 25 member 39 (gene slc25a39). Lineage: Eukaryota; Metazoa; Chordata; Actinopteri; Characiformes; Serrasalmidae. The record is from RefSeq and is a predicted model, not a curated record. Gene Ontology annotation, biological process: mitochondrial transmembrane transport. Bases 166 to 1242 code for a protein of 358 amino acids. The transcript has 12 exons.
AGCAGCCAGCAGGGGGCGCCGCGGGGCACCAGCGAACAACGGCAAGGACAAAAUGUGCUUUUUGCGCAUGAGGCAGAAGCUGAACGCCUCAUUUCAGCUCUGCAUGAAGUAGCAGUAUGAGCUGAAGGCGAAAGAGCUCAGGUUUGAGUCCAAAAGGUUGGCAGGAUGGGUGAGGGUCCCACGGUCAGUCCCUCCGCUGCCAUCACUCCAGUGCAGCAGAUGUUGGCGUCUGGGACUGGAGCUUUACUGACCUCCCUCUUUGUGACGCCACUGGAUGUGGUGAAGAUCAGACUGCAGGCCCAGCAAACUCCCUUCUACCACGCCUUAGCAGGAGAUUCUCGGUCCUGGAGGGGGUUGAUACGUCCCUCAAAAUGGAAGUGCUUUCUGUAUUGUAACGGACUGAUGGACCACAUCUACGUGUGCCAGAACAUGACCACCUGCAGCACCUGGUACAAAACGCCCACUCACUUCAGUGGGACGCUGGAUGCGUUUGUGAAAAUCACGAGGCACGAGGGUCUGCGGUCUCUGUGGAGCGGCCUUCCUCCAACACUAGUCAUGGCUGUUCCUGCCACGGUCAUCUACUUCACCUGCUACGAUCAGCUGAGGGACUUCCUGCGCUAUGGCAUGGGUUACCAGGGCACCCACGUGCCCCUCAUUGCAGGAGGGCUGGCCAGACUUGGAGCAGUGACCGUGAUCAGUCCUCUGGAGCUUGUACGCACUAAGAUGCAGUCUCGUCAGCUGUCCUACAGCGAGCUGAGAGUCUGUAUCCGCUCGGCCGUGGCUCAGAACGGCUGGCUGUCUCUGUGGAGGGGCUGGGGGCCUACCGUCCUGCGGGAUGUCCCUUUCUCUGCUCUGUACUGGUUUAACUAUGAGCUGGUGAAGGCAGAGCUGUGUGACAGAUACAGGAGGCCACAGGCUUCUUUUGCUGUCAGUUUCACUGCAGGAGCCGUUUCAGGAGCUAUAGCCGCAGUGAUGACCCUGCCGUUUGACGUGGUGAAAACACACCGACAGAUCCAGCUGGGAGAGAUGGACACUCUAGGAGCCCCUCUGAAGAAGCCCUCUUCAACCUGGCACAUAAUGAAGAAUAUCUGGAGUGAGGUGGGGUAUCGGGGGCUGUUUGCAGGCUUAUCUCCACGGGUGAUCAAAGUGGCCCCGGCAUGUGCAGUCAUGAUCAGCACAUACGAGUUUGGAAAGGCUUUCUUCCACAAGCGCAAUGAGGAGCAGAGGCAGAGAGGAGCCUGAGGAUGAUUUGGCUGCUGGAUUCAGCCUCUGUAUUUAUCCCCAGCCCACUGUGGAGGAGCGGCUGGAUGAAACAGAACAGAUAUGCGUCCGCAGUAAUGAAACUGCCUUUAGCUCAGCCUCUGCAUGGGUCCCUUGCUGAGCUAAAGAUACAUCUAAGUAAAGCUGGACAUGUUACGACAAGACAGCAAAACAGAUGGGAGCUGUGGGACUUUUAACAUAUGAAGCUGUGGAUCUCAGUAGGGCUGCCGUGCACGAUGUGGAUAAAAUACUAGCAAUGUGACAGUAUUGCUGUAUAUUGCGAUUAUAUAUUCAAAUGCAUCCAAUCAUUAAUGUAACGCAGCAAUAUUUUGCUCAAAAUAAUAGACUUUUGCUGCAACAAAAAAAUAUACAAGUGGUAAAAUAAAUCUGAUUGGUUAGAUGGCUUUGUAAAUUGUAGCCUUCUGGCGCAUCCUUAUUUUUAACACAUUGUGUAUUUUGCAGCCCUAAAGCUUAGUAAUCCCCUGAAAUGUGACGCAACAUUGACGUAAAAUGAUGCUCCGUCAUCAUACACUGAAGUGGCAGCAAAGCCGGCUGGCAGACGAGGCUACAGUUGGCUUCUUAUUUGAAUUCGCUGGUCCACCUUAAAUAGUGCAGCAGUUGAAUUUUGCCUUAGAUGCCUGAAUAUAACUGCUGCACCAUUUAAGGUGGAACAUGUUUUUUAACCUUCUUGCUGGCAGGAACUCUACCUCUGUAUGCUGCCUUUAUUUGCAUGGGAGCAAGGAGAGAAACUUUAGCGAAUGACUAUUAUUCAGUGAAUGAUUUAUUUGUGGCCGUUAUUAUCUGAAUGAAGUAGCUUCUGGCAGCACGUGGCCUUCAUUUAUGUGUCCGCACGUGGCUGAGCUCUGCUACUCUGAACCAGCAGAUCGGUGUGCAGUAGCCACCUGCUGGUCAUUCACUGGAAUCACAAGACGGCCAUUUGUCAUGUUUCUGUUCUAGCAGCAGAUGCAUAUAUAAAAUUUCAUAUUGCUUUUGUCAGAACAAAACCUCAUAUCUCUAAAAUGGUAACUUUACAGGAGAAGGAAAAAACAUACUCUCCUUUUACUAUAAGUCAGUGGAACCAGACCUUUUUCCAAGUAAUUUUGGGACAUUUCUUUUGGUCUAUUCAUCUAGAAAUUUACACACAGUGUAAAGAACAACAGGUACUUUCAAUUUAUGACAAAAACCAUAUGUGUAUGUAUGCUAAGUCAGCUUAAGUGACUAUAGUGAAUGACUAAAGGGAAAUACUACUCUUUUUUUUCACGAUUUCUAAAUAAGUAAAUUGUGAGGAUGUAAACAAAGUCAUUCAACGUGGUUUAUUAGUGGAUUAUAGGCAGAGCUGCAGAUUCCAGUAUAGAAGCUUAUCACCUCAGAUUUCUUUACAGUGGUGGUGAUGGGAGCCAGGGGUCACCAUGACUACAACACACAUAGACAAUUUAUUUACUAUCAAAACCACCAGAGAACCUACAUGAGUCUUCUGAGUUUAUAUGGAAUGUUAAUGAUGGAAAAUGGUGAUAAAUCUGGAAAACUAAGUUUUCUUUGGGGACCAUUUUACCUCAUAGUGUCCUGAAUGUACAAUAAACACGUUUUUAAUGCACAUUUCAAGCUGAAACAAUAUUGUAAAACAGUGUCUCAUCAUAUUUGUUACCAUUAUAUGAAAUUACUUUCUGUGAGGGAGCUUUUAGAGGUGGACGUCUGGUUCCUAUCAACACCACUGUGAACAGUUCUGAAGUUUCUCUAGAACUGAGUGUUUCACACCAAAUCACUCUGAGCGAAUGUUUGCAUAUGAACCACUUAGUUAUGUAGUAAAAUCAGUGGAAUUCCUCUUAAUGCGUUCAACUGAAAGUGAACUCUGUCUGCUGGUGCUGUGAUUGAGUGAUUUUAGGGAUUAAGUAAGCAAUAUGAAGCACUGGAUGCUGGUCUGCUUAGGUGGUGUUGAAAAUGACUACAUACACCACUAUGAGGAGGUGUAGAAGGUGUAGGAAGACCAAGGCACUAUGCUGAUGUUCAAGGCCUGUUUUUCCCCUUAUGUAAUUGUUGAUGUGAAUAAGGCUUUGUUAAGGUAUCAAAUGUGUCAGUCAGUGUUUGUGCCCUUCACUACAAGUUUUUUUUCCCUUCUUAAUUAUCUGUCCCUACGUUUUCGGAGACCUCGUCAUUUCAGGUCACAUGGUUUGUAUGUGGGAGAGGAAAGUCACUAAACCUGCCUGUAACAUUACUUGAUAUGUUUUUAUCAAGUUUUAUGUUUUUAAUAAAAGAGAAUGCUAGAUAAACUU